AUGCUCCCGGAGGCCCCGCGGGGCCAGGGGCGCACGUGGCCGGCCGCUCUGCUCCACCCGCGGACCUCGGCCGCCUCCGCAGCCACCUUCCCUCCUAGCCCGCUGUCCCGCAGCACAGGUCCCCACGCCUUCCCGCGCCUUUGUUCUGCCGCGACCUGGGGCCGGACGGAGCGGCUCCCGCCGGGGGUCCGCGGCGUGCGGGGCCCGCGCCCCUCGGUUCGGAGUCGCGCAGUGCCGCAGCGCCCUUCUCUUCCCCGGCCGCUCCCCACCCAGCCUCCGCAGCCACCUUCCCUCCUAGCCCGCUGUCCCGCAGCACAGGUCCCCACGCCUUCCCGCGCCUUUGUUCUGCCGCGACCUGGGGCCGGACGGAGCGGCUCUGGACGAGCGCUGGGCCCAGGGCGGCCCCGGAGGACCAGAACGGCGGAGCACGCCAGCGUGUGCGGGAUGCGGAAAGGCCGGGGAUGGGAGCCAUGGUGCUUGGACCGGAUCUGUGUGGAUGCUCGUCCUGGAGUAGCGCCGGGGUACUGGAAAGUGAAGACCCAGCCUUGCAGGAGCGCUGCGCGCCGAGGACCGAGGCUACGGCCAGGGGGCGCCCGGGGCCUCCCAGCAGGACGAGGACCCGGAAGGAGGUGGUGGCCUGCACAGAUAGAGGGCAUCUGGAGGACCGCCGUGCGGUCUAGCUCACGAUGAAGAUUUGAUCAGCCAGCUUCCUGCUCUGCUACUAUGCCAUGCCUCCUCCACCAUGUUGGACUCCAUUCCUUUGGAACCGUAAUCCAAAAUAAAUACUUUCUUCUUGUUUUUGGUCAUGGUAUUUUAUCACAGCAACAGAAAAGUAACUAAUACAGUUGCACAGAGAGCAAUAUGUAAAGCCUUGAUAGGUGGCUUUUAAUGUAAAAUGAGGUUAAAGUCUGUGUUGCACAUUCUCCAAGCCUGCAAGGUUGCCUUCCUGUAUGUCCUCUCCUUGUUCCCAUUCAUUCCACAUUCAGGAUUUUCUAGUUGCCUAACAGAUCCCAGGCCUCAUGUACCUAGGUUCAUCCAGCUUUGUCCAACCCAGAGCCUGUGGGUCACACACAGCUGAAGAUAGCUGUAAACGCGGCCCAACACAAAAUAAUAAACUUAUUUCAAAUGUGAGUUUUGUGAUUUCUUUCUUCUUUGGCCACUGGACUGUGCUCAGUACUAAAGCGUGA
Nannospalax galili (Upper Galilee mountains blind mole rat) is the source of this 1187-nucleotide messenger RNA. RefSeq names its product translation initiation factor IF-2-like. Bases 1 to 690 code for a protein of 229 amino acids. The record is from RefSeq and is a predicted model, not a curated record. The transcript is spliced from 3 exons. NCBI's taxonomy places the organism in Eukaryota, Metazoa, Chordata, Mammalia, Rodentia, Spalacidae.